Ectocarpus sp. CCAP 1310/34 is the source of this 2650-nucleotide messenger RNA. The record is from the annotation of a GenBank genome assembly. Lineage: Eukaryota; Phaeophyceae; Ectocarpales; Ectocarpaceae.
AUGGCAAUCGCUUUCGCGGAGCUCCUCCCGUUGCGCCGCAUGUUGGUUCCGCACCCAGCAUCCCACACCAGACACACAUCCCGCAUCCCACACGAAGCCAAUGCCAGCGUGCAUAUUUGCGGAAUGCUCAGUGCUGCCUUUGUCCUAGCCUUGUCAAGCUCCUUCGGUUCCAGGGUAUCUGCGUUCUCCGGGGCGUCGUCCCAAUUCCGAUCGGCGACGGUCCGCAACACCAGCAGACGAACAUCCACAACAGGAAAGGUAACACCAACAGCAGCGGCAGCAGCAGCAGCAGCACGGAUCGUCAUGUCGUCUCCCGCAGCGGCAUUCAUCGAUAUCGGGGCGAAUCUUCUGGACGAUGUCUUCCAGGGGAGGUACCACGGCGGCUCGCAGAAGCACGAGCCUGACCUCCACGCAGUGCUGGAGAGAGCGAGCGCUGCAGGGGUGGAAAAGAUGAUCGUGACGGCUGGUACCCUCGAGGAGAGUCGCGAAGCGCUGGCGCUCGCCAAGUCGCACCCCAACCUCUACAGCACCGUGGGUGUACACCCCACGCGGUGCUCGGAGUUCUUCGGCGGCGACGGCGGUGGCGAUGGUCCCGAGGCGCACGUGGCGGCUCUGGCAGCCAUACUGGAGGAAGGCAAGGCAGCCGGCAAGGUGGUGGCGGUCGGUGAAUGCGGCUUGGACUACGACCGUCUGCACUUCUGCGGCAAAGAAGACCAGGCGAAGGGGUUCGAGCUGCAGUUCGAGCUGGCGGAGCGGAGCGGGCUGCCGGUCUUCUUCCACUCAAGGGCCUGCAGGGAGGACUUCGCCAGGCUCGUGAGGCGGAAUCGGGAUCGGGUAUCGGGCGGGGUGGUGCACAGCUUCACGGGCACGAGGGAAGAGGCGGAGGAGCUCGUAUCCAUGGGCUUGUACAUUGGAAUCAACGGGUGCUCGCUCAAAACGGAGGAAAACCUCGAGGUGGUGCGCUCGAUCCCAGGGGACAAGUUGAUGCUGGAAACCGACGCCCCUUGGUGCGAGAUCCGCCCGUCGCACGCGGGAUCCAAAACGAUCAAGACGACCAUCCCGUGCCGCAAGAAGGAAAAAUUCGAGGUCGGGUUUUGCGUCAAGGGCCGGCAGGAGCCUUGCCACAUUGUCCAGGUGUUGGAGGUUGUGGCAGCCGCUAGAGGUGAAGAGCCGGGCGAGCUCGCCGCGCAGGCUCUGGAAAACACCAAGCGCCUCUUCUUCCCGAGCGAAGUGUAACAAAUCUGCCGCUUGGUCGUUGUCGUUUUGGAGCCAAUUUUGGUUCGCGGGAACGCCUUCGCUGUGUCGGAGUCGCUUUCGUCUGAUGUUCGGCGAUGAAAAGCUGUCUUUUGAUUUUUUUUUGGAGUGGAGGAGGCGUUGCCGGAAGAAUGCGUCAUCCGCAAUCACCUAUUGUAUAUAGUACAUGAAGUACAUUAUGCUUCUUUUUCAUGGAAUGUUGAAAUAUACAUGGGAACUCGUCGGUACCGGUUUCUUAAGCGGACACAGGCGCGUAGUAUUUCAAUGUGGCGGUACUUUUUUCGGCGGAUCCCGGUACUUCGGUUUCCAGCGGUACCACCUUUGGCGGUUCCCGGUACUGCAAAAUAUGCCGGUAUUUUUCUGGCGGCACUGAAAGAUGGUGGUAGCUAUUAGGAGGUUCCCGGUUCUUCAUUUUUUCGGCGGUACUUUUUAGGCGGUCACGCAAUAUGGCGGUACUUUUUAGGCGGAAGGCGGUUUUUCGUUUUUCGGCGGUACCGCCUUCGGCGGUUCCCGGUACUACCGAAAUGUGGCCGUAAUUACCGCCAGUACCGGGACCGCCGACCACGGCGGGACAAAAACGCCGGGAAUUUUCCCGACGUGCACCCUGGAAUGCCACGGUACGGUCCAUGCGCUUGUUGGCCGCCUGAAAAGCUCCGUGGUCCCAGGACUAUACUAUCUCUGUUGUGCAUGCACUUGCAGAGUGGUGGGCAGGAAGCCGUGCAUUUUAUUCUACGCCGAAUAGAAGUGCUACAAAGUGGUGCUAGUGCUCUUCUUUGGGUCCGUUUCGACGAAUGUUCUUGCAUCGUAUCGUACCGUACCAGUACACUGAAAAGGGCGUGGUCCCGUGGUGCAUUUCUGAGUGGGUGGGUGGGAUGCCCGGGCAGCUCUGUCGCUGCUCUCAGGACGAGGUCGUUGUAGUGGGCGGUGUUCGGGCUUCCUGGCGGCUAGACUGGGGCUGGUCGAUGUCGUGGACAACCGUCGGCGGCGCCCCUGCUGCUCUCACCAGCAAACUAAACCUGUUGUAACACCGCCUGACCAGAACGUUGCUUUGAGUUUUUUCGUGACUCCGCGAGUGGGAGGGUGAAUUCGUUGCCUCUUCCGACCGCCCCAACAAAGUGCUCAAUAGUAGGUCCAACACCCAAACGGUUCGUUGGCUUGCGUCCGGGGGGGGACGGGGGGGUGACUCGUAUGUUUCUUGUUGGUCGUUUUUUUGUUUUUUCUCGUUGGUCAACCCUGAAAAUUGACAUUGUGCCUGUGGUGGUCAGAUCUCCUGGCAGGUAUCGUUACACUACACUUCGUGGUCAACCAUCGACAUGAACCACGCCCCUUGCUAUGGGUAUGAUGUCUAAAAAGCAGAUUGCAGACGGCGGUGUGCGCAAAAGAAGGCAAACUCAAC